UGUAGAUCUUUUUUUUCGUCCGCCAGUGGUCUGCGGAACCGGAACAGACGCGCCAUGGGACGAAGGGCGCUGUUGAGGGCUCUUCUGGUCUUUUGCGGCGUCUCCUUUGGAGGGGCCUUUGAAAGCUUGGAGUCCAAGAAAGAGAAGGACCUGCACGAAUCUCGGAUCAUCCUCCGCUAUGCGACGUCCACUCCGCAAGCGGAAUCUCUUCAAUCUCGUGUCAAACAUCUUGAAAAUCUUCGAGGAGUGAGUAAGGCUGAAGCUCUACCAAGCCUGGACAUGGCCGUGGUGGUUUGCAAGUCGCCCGAAGAUGAGGAUGAGGUGCUUGAGGCACUGCAGUCGGAAGAUGGAGUUGAACUAGCAGUACCUGACACUUGGGUAGAGCUGGACCAAAGCAAGAUGUGCUCAUCCCAUCCGAAGUGUAAAGCCUUGGGAUUGACACAUGCUUGCUGCCCCGCGAGUGAUGGAGCCUGGCUGGAAUGUUGCGACCCACCAGAGGAUAAGCACACCGAAGAGCAUGGCUUCAGUACCAUUUCCCUUCAAAGUUGGCAUGGCGGCUACAUUUCCGCCUUCCGAUGGGGCUCUGUCGGCCACUCCCCUGAUCUGUGGCGCGGGGAGACACGCUUCUACGUGGUGCCGCAUUCGGAUGGUUACGUCUCCCUGAAGACUCAGCAUGGAGCUUACCUGGUCGCCAGCCCCCCGGGCCGCCUCGAAAGUUGGCAUCGGGGGCGACAGGAGGCCGACGACUUCGAGAAGUUCAAGCUGAUCUACAACAAGGAUGGCAGCGUCUCCUUGCGCAGCAAGUCUUCUGACAAGUAUGUGGCUGCCGAGAUGCCUGAUUGGGGAGUGCUCUCAGCCGAUCGGGAUGAGAUUGAUGACUGGGAGAAGUUCAACGUCACUGUCAACCAUGGCUGGGACACUGUGAUUCCCAACGAUGAGAAGUUUGAGAAGCUUUGGGGUCUGAACCACUAUGGUGGUCGCGACAUCGACGCCCCGGAAGCGUGGAGGUUUUUCCCGGCACCUCCCAGCAAUAGCAUCGUCGUGGCGGUGAUCGAUACAGGGAUCGAUUACACCCAUGCUGAUCUGAAAGAUCGGAUGUGGGUGAAUCCAAAUGAGAUUCCGGAUAAUGGGAUCGAUGAUGAUGGCAAUGGCAUCAUCGAUGACGUCUACGGCGCAGACUUCGCGAACGGCGAUGGCGAUCCCUUCGACGAUCAGAUGCACGGUACUCACUGCGCCGGCACCAUCGCAGGCCACGGCAACAACGGCGAAGGGGUAGCCGGCGUGGCCUGGUCCGGCGUGAAGCUCAUGGCGCUGAAGUUCCUCUCGGCCACUGGUGGCGGGCGGACCUCGGAUGCCAUCAAAUGCCUCAACUAUGCCGUGGCCAUGGGCGCCAAGAUCACCAGCAACUCCUGGGGUGGCGGCGGCUCCUCUUCGGCCAUGCGGGUGGCCAUCGAGCGCGCCGAGCGUGCGGGCGUGCUCUUCAUCGCCGCCGCGGGGAACGAGGGCUCCGACAACGACGCGAUGCCGCACUACCCGUCGAACUACGCGGCCAGCAACGUGGUCUCGAUCGCCUCGACCACGAAGACCGGGAGCCUGUCCUCCUUCUCGUGCUAUGGGCAGGAGACGGUCGACGUGGCGGCCCCGGGCAGUGCCAUCUACUCCACGAUCCCCAACCAGAAAUAUGCCUCCUUGAGUGGCACUUCGAUGGCCACGCCCCAUGUGAGCGGCCUGGCUGCCUUGAUUUGGCUCUACCGUCCCAACCUGGCCAUGUCGCAAGUCAUCGACAUCAUCCUGGACUCCGCCACGCGCGAGGAUGCCCUGCUCAACAGCAGUGUGACGAGUGCGCGGAUCAAUGCGCGACGCGCCUUGUUGCUGGCCUCCAGAUACCGGGGAUUACAACCGCCGGUGCACAAACCUCUAGGCUUGAGCUUCGAAGACACUGACCCUGAGGUGGGGCUGCUGGCGGGAGAUGCCAAGAUUACACGGGCAUGGGAUGAAAGCGACAUCGACUACUACAGUUUGCAUUUCAUCUCUUCUGCGGGCUUCUUGCUGGACACCUUGGCCACGGUGGAGAAGACAGCGGAGCUCGGGCCUGUCUUGACCAUUCCCUUGGUGAAUUUGACCAUCCCCAAGUACGCCGCCAAGCUGGCGGUGGUCGCGGGCAACGCGACUGGCCGGGCCGAGCCCUUCAUGGCGGUGACCACUGAGAUCAAGGACUACUGCGUGCCCCAGUACGGCCCCAGUCGUGCCCAGUGGCUGGGCGAUGCGGAUGGGCGCCCCGGCUUCGUGGCGGGCGCGCUGCAGUUCCGACGCGCCAGCUCCGAGAAGUCGCUGACGCACUACAACGUCUAUUGGCACCGCGCGGCGGCCCUGGCCGCUCCGCAGGGCACGGACGCGGCCGAGGAGACCACGGGCUUCUUGGGCAAGGUGCCGGCCUCCGGCUUCGAAAGGCCCAGUUGUGAAGGCGAUUGUGAGUUGCUGGAGAUGGCUGUGAGUGGUGAUACCUAUGUCUACGAAAGGAAAGCCUACGACAACAACGAGAUGGCCAGGAUCAGCUUCAGCGGUCCAGCCACCGUGGUGGUCACGCGCUUCCGCACGGAGAAGUACUACGACUUCCUGGAGGUGGAUGAUAUGCAACUCACGGGCACCAAGCUGGCACUGCCGAUGAAGAUCAAGUUGGAGGCUGGGCCUCACAGCAUCACUUGGUCCAGUGAUCGCAGCGAGACCGAAGAGGGAUGGAGCUUGGAGCUCCACCAGAAAGGGACCACGGCCGAGUACCAGCUGGCCUCGAUCGAGCCGCCGGUCAUGGAGCUCUCCGUGGUGGCAGCCUUCGACGACACCGAAGGCGCGGCUCCGGCGCUGGGACGUCUCGAGGACUUCGACGCCUCGACGAUGCCGCCCUCGGCGGCGCUGACGGCGCGGGACCUGCGCUUCGUGGACGGCAACGUGCAGCAAGACCUGAUGACCGGGAAGAUCGAGUUUUGGCCACCCCAGCACGGCUCAUCCUCGGUGACGUUCUACCGGGUCUACUUUGCCGAUGCCCAGGGCGCGGCGCUGCCAGACUUUACCUGGAAGUUGGAUGCGCCGGACAGCAGUGACCAGAUGCUGCACAUUGACAUUGACACCCAGAAGCCUGCGGCGGCGACCACGAUCGUGGUGGUCUCGGGGAAUGACCAUGGAGAAGGAGCAAAGACGCAGAUUCCCUUGCUCGACAUUGUGAGGAGUGCCCCUUUGAACGCCACCUUCUCUGGGGACUCUGAUCCGGUGGCCGACCAAGUGAGGGGGGAUGUCUACAUCACGGCGGCACCGGUGACGACUGGCAUCACCUCCUACACCAUCUACUUGGGCAACGGCACCAAGAAGGACGAGAUUUUGGGCCGAGUGUCCCCACUUCCGGAGCCCAUCAUCUUCUCCUUCCAUGUGCGCCUGGAAGCAUAUCAGCGGAGUUUGAUUGUGGUGAGCACCUACGAUGAUGUCGAGAUGGAAGAAGGUGUUCAUCUUGACUUCGAGGAUUUUGUGGACACCAGCGAUCUAGGCUUUUCCUGGCGUACCGGAGCGAACGGGCGUUCGCUGAGUCCAAGCGAGCAGAAGGAGACGGAGCCGUGGCUCCACCAUGGUCAACGCAGAUGGAAUGAGAGGAAGGUCUUGUGGAGCGAGUCGACGGAUGAACCCGACUCGGCAGAGAGCCUCAGCAAGUCGUCGAGGUCCUCCGGGAGCGGAAAGAGGUCAGCGACGUCGAAGAUGGCCUUGAAGGUGAAGGGAUCAUUGACCAUUCCAGGUUUGCCCGUGAGUUCCGAUGCCAGCGAGAUGAGUGGCACGACGAUCCCACCGAGCCUGGAAUUGCGACAAGCCUUGCUGUCAUCUCUGGCAGAGGUCUUGAGCUUGGACACCGCUCAGCUCAGACUCACACAGGGCGAGCGUGCCGCCUGCGAGACGUUGAAGAGAGGAGCCACCGAGCCCGGCACCCGAAGGCUUGGGAAUUUGCUCGACUCCCAUCCCGUGUGCCUCUUGGUACACUUCGAAGUCCUUCCUGAUGGAGAAGUUGCAUUGCAUCCAAAGCUGACGCAAGAUUUCCUGGAUCGUGUGGAAGCGAAGAUGAUUCGAUUGAACCAGGGCCAUCAUCAGGCAAAACUCGAUGCGGCUCUGGCACACCGUCUUCACGGCCUCACGACCCUAACCGACCUUCAUGCUUUGAUCGGAGAGCCGCAGCAGGUCGCACCUAAGGCGCGGUCGAGAGGCGGCUCCGGUCGUGUCUUGAGUACCUUCGAGGAGUCCGGGACCGUGGUGACGAUCAAGGAGUCGGAACCAGGUGAGGAACCAGGAUACAUUUUGGUCGCCGUUCUCAUCGGAGCGGUGCUGGGAACCCUCGCCGUGGCCUGUGCCGCGCGGACGGCCCGGAAGGAACGACUUCUUCAGCCGGAACGGACGGCGGUGGAUCCAGUGGCCCCGGAUGAUGUGAGUGUUCAUCUUGAUGCGCGUGAAUGAGGAUGAGAAGGUUUUCUUCCUGAGGUGCUGGAUGAAGAAGUAAGCCAUCUAGCCAUCUACAUCAAUCUACAGCACGAAACGUGCGACCAAUCAUCGAAUUUGUGAAUUAGAUAUCUUGACAAGCUUGAAUUCGCCAAAACUGGCAGUUCUUCAGCUUGGCUCGGGGUGCUAAACUGACCAAUAUUUAGAUUGGUUUAGUCGGCUGCAAGUUGUCCCCACAAAAGCGAGUAUGUUUGAAAAGUUCCUCUUCGUGCCUCG
Durusdinium trenchii is the source of this 4743-nucleotide messenger RNA. The record is from the annotation of a GenBank genome assembly. NCBI's taxonomy places the organism in Eukaryota, Dinophyceae, Suessiales, Symbiodiniaceae.